This is a messenger RNA of Parnassius apollo (apollo), 627 nucleotides long. Lineage: Eukaryota; Metazoa; Arthropoda; Insecta; Lepidoptera; Papilionidae. The record is from the annotation of a GenBank genome assembly.
AUGAAUUUGUUAACGCAGCGAGAACAGAGUACUAAUCACGCUUGUUUACCGUUACUGACAGGUUUGGUUUUCCAACAGACGAGCCAAGUGGAGAUGCCACCAGCGCAUGAACCUUCUCAAGCGCGGUGGCGGCUCGCCCUCGCACCGCCUUCCCCAUUCCCCUCCCGAUCCCGCUCACGUUCCUUGUCCCCUGCACGAGGCCCUUACCACACUCCUCAGAUGGGUGGCGAAAAUAGCGCUUUUAAAGCUUUAUCGCAUCAAGAUACAAAUGCCUUGAAAGCUUUAUCCCAUCAAGCGCAAUUAGAAAGCAACGCACUGAAAGCAUUGUCGCAAACACCCUUUGAAGGCGGUCCAUUUAAGCCCCAUCCCGCGUUAGAGAACAGCGCAUUCAAGGCGCUCGUACCACAUUCAGCCGCUGCAGCACUUCUUGCUGCCCAAUCAAUCCAACUGGCUCGAGGCUACGAAUCUCAUUCUGAUUCCGACGAAGAGAUAAAUGUUCACGACGAGAGCGACGACGAUGGCGACAGGCAGAAAAAUAAGACCAGGUCUAGAUCUCCGAGCCCAUGUCGACAAAGAGCAUUGACCUCAAGUGAUUUGCCUUUACAACUAACUAAGCACGAUCGUUGA